GGCAGAGAAAGCGAUCUGAGGGGGAGGAAGUCGGAGUAGGAGCAAUUAAGGGAGGGGGAAUAAGUAAUAUUUAUUAUAAUAAUCAUAUAGAUCGCAGGACAAAGCAAGUUUGCCUUUAGAAACCUUUUUUUUUUUCUGAGUGGGAGAAUUGCAAUCUGCUCUUGCAAUCUGCUUUUCGUCGUCGUCCCCCCCCCCCCCCCGCAUUUAUUUUAUUGCAUUUUAUUUUGGGGGUCCGGCCACGAUGCCUUUCCUCGGGCAGGACUGGCGAUCCCCCGGGCAGAACUGGGUGAAGACGGCGGACGGCUGGACGAGGUUCCUGAAUGCCAACGAGAGCACCUACCUCCCCGAGCGGAACAGUUACUGCAGAAAAGAAGACUAUGAGAAGGAGAACAUUUUCAACAGCAUCAACUGUGAUGUCGCUGCAAAGAAGAGAAAGAAAGACCAACUGAACAACAAGACAAAGAUUCAGUAUUUCCAUCAAGAAAAGUGGAUUUACGUACACAAGGGGAGCACAAAAGAACGUCAUGGUUACUGCACCCUUGGAGAAGCUUUCAACAGACUCGAUUUUUCAAAUGCUAUUCUGGAUUCCAGACGAUUCAACUAUGUCGUACGGCUGUUGGAACUGAUAGCAAAGUCUCAGCUAACGUCACUGAGUGGAAUCGCCCAGAAAAACUACAUGAACAUCUUGGAAAAAGUAGUUCAGAAAGUCCUGGAAGACCAGCAGAACAUCAGAUUAAUAAGGGAACUUCUGCAGACUCUUUAUACUUCGCUUUGUACCCUGGUCCAAAGCGUUGGCAAGUCUGUUCUGGUCGGAAACAUAAAUAUGUGGGUGCACCGAAUGGAGACUAUUCUUCACUGGCAGCAGCAGCUGAACAACAUCCAAAUCACCAGGCCUCCCUGUAAAGGUCUGACUUUCACCGACUUGCCCUUAUGUUUACAACUGAACAUCAUGCAGCGGCUAACAGACGGGAGAGACAUUGUGAGCCUCGGGCAAGUGGCGCCAAGUCUUCAGGUGCUCAGUGAGGACCGGCUGCUCUGGAAGAAGCUUUGCCACUACCACUUCACGGACAGACAGAUUCGCAAGCGGUUAAUCUUGUCAGACAAAGGGCAUUUGGAUUGGAAGAGGAUGUACUUCAAGCUUGUGAGAUGCUACCCACGGAAGGAGCAAUAUGGAGAUACUCUGCAGCUCUGCAAACACUGCCAUAUCCUCUCCUGGAAGGGCACUGAUCAUCCAUGUACAGCUAACAAUCCAGAGAGUUGCUCCGUUUCUCUUUCACCCCAGGACUUCAUCAACUUGUUCAGAUUUUGAACUCCCCAGGAAUUUCAUUGCAUCUCUCGAUAUCUUGAAGGGACGCUUCAUAUUGCUGAGAAGACUUGCUCGGCCUGUAUAUAUUGUGUAAAUAUCGCAGUUUGGGACUCCAACGUGAUGAGAUUUUUAGGAGGCAAAGGGAGUUGUCAUUCAGGUGGCACCGAACUCAUCAAGAAUAUGGCCUUCUACUAAUCGAACUGAUGCACGGAAAGACAUUGCUCUGUAAAUACGUCACUUUGUAAGAAUCUAGAGUGGAAGGUACAGGGGAGAGACUUGAGUUCUGCUUAAGGGAUUCGGAUGGAAUGUGCUGUCUAUCCAUUUGAAAUGUUUCUUUGGUUUUAGAGCUUGGAAAAGGAAAACACUGUGGUUGGGCUAAAACUAUUGAACUACUCCCAGAGCUGGGUUUUGUUUACUAUAGCUAUUUAUACCAAAAAUAUUUUUUAGAAUGACAUAUAUGAUGGGAAGGAUGCAUCCCUUUAUCCUUUUCGUUUUUUUAAAGAAUCAACACAAAAUGUACACACCACGCCAUUUUCUACCUCUGAAAAGCUUUCCGACCUGAUAUGCAAUGUAAAGUGCUUGUAUUUUAUGCAGAGAUUUAAAGUUAUGAAAAUGUUCUUGGUGACAGUAACCCAGA
Molecule: messenger RNA, 1943 nt
Organism: Heteronotia binoei (common prickly gecko)
Lineage: Eukaryota; Metazoa; Chordata; Lepidosauria; Squamata; Gekkonidae
Gene: FBXO32
Product: F-box protein 32
Exons: 9
Coding region: 242-1309 (355 amino acids)
Biological process (GO): protein ubiquitination
Cellular component (GO): SCF ubiquitin ligase complex; cytoplasm; nucleus
Molecular function (GO): protein binding
Source: RefSeq, a predicted model, not a curated record